This is a messenger RNA of Rhodotorula toruloides NP11, 1152 nucleotides long. RefSeq lists its product as uncharacterized. Bases 1 to 1152 code for a protein of 383 amino acids. Lineage: Eukaryota; Fungi; Basidiomycota; Microbotryomycetes; Sporidiobolales; Sporidiobolaceae. The transcript is spliced from 4 exons. The record is from RefSeq and is a predicted model, not a curated record.
AUGGCGAGAAAAGAGGUCGGCAAGAAGCCAGACGCGAUGGACAUGCUCCUGUCGCCGAGCCGUGGGCUGCUUGGCGGGGAUGAGGACGAGUCACUGCGCAACCACGAGGUGCAGGAGCGGUUUCGCAAGCAUGUCGACGAGAAGCUGCAGAGGUGGUCGUCUGCCCAUCCUUCGACGGGUGCUCAGGCAGAAGCGCGCAGACGAAGACUGGAGGAGCUGAGCAUCAUCUUGCUGGACUUUCGGAAACUUCGUGAGGGAGUGACUUCCAGUCGUCGAACGGACGCUUUUGCUUGCGAAGCCUACGAAGCCUCGGUGCUCCUCUCGAUUCACGCCUCGAAUGACGCGCAGCUUUCGUCCUCCCUUCCGCCUCUCGUCUCUUCGCUGCAUCCGGCUCCUCUCACACGAUGUUCUACAUCGGCUACGGAUACUCACAGCGAUGUGAGCGACGCCUUCGCUCGUCUCGACAUCUCGCCCGCGCCGGACGCCCCAACUUGCGCCUUCUUCCUCACGCUUCACCUGCUGCAUUCGCAUCUUCUUCCGGCAUUCUCGACGCCUAACACGCCGCAAACCCCCGCCUCGUCGUCCUCCGCACAUCCACCAUUAUCUUCCUUCCUCCCGACCCUCUUCGGCCACCUUCGUACCCUGCAUCUCCCUCUACCGACUGCGCUCACGCCGAUUCCGCAACUCUCCGACUCACACAUCCGCUUCCUCCUCUCCUUCUACUACGCCCUCCUCCGCAACUCGUACACCUCGCUCGCACGCCUCCUCUCGCCUUCCCACCUCCCAGCUCCUCCGCCCGCAGUCACCGCCCUCAUCACCUCCCUACAUCUCCCCCCGACAUUUCACCCUCUCGCCACGCUCCUCUUGACACACUCGGCGGCGAUACGGACGAACCGCAUCUGGCCGGUCGUGCACAAGGCGUAUCGAUUCCCGCCUGAUCCAACGGCGUGGCUUUCGAAGGGGCUCUUGUUCGAGUUCGAGGUGGAGCAGGACCAGCGGGCAGCGGGAUCACUCGAGCGAAAGGAGCGGAAGGAACGCGUGAGCGAGAGCUGGGAGGACGAGGACGAAGAGCAGGACGGGCAGGAGGCGAGACGAGCGGAGGCGGCGAGACGGGCAGAAGCGUGGGUGGCAGAGAGAAAGGCUGCACGAUAG